Ricinus communis (castor bean) is the source of this 858-nucleotide messenger RNA. Its product is annotated as photosynthetic NDH subunit of lumenal location 2, chloroplastic. Gene Ontology annotation, cellular component: chloroplast; photosystem II; photosystem II oxygen evolving complex. Gene Ontology annotation, biological process: photosynthesis; photosynthetic electron transport chain. Gene Ontology annotation, molecular function: calcium ion binding. The record is from RefSeq and is a predicted model, not a curated record. The coding region runs from base 64 to 642 and encodes 192 amino acids. The transcript is spliced from 2 exons. NCBI's taxonomy places the organism in Eukaryota, Viridiplantae, Streptophyta, Magnoliopsida, Malpighiales, Euphorbiaceae.
CAUAAAAACAUUUCCAUUGAAUUUCAAUUCCUUUCCUCCACAGGCUUUAUCCAAAUUAAAACCAUGAACAGUCUCCUCACAAACACCACUACUACUAUCUUCCAUGCCCAGAGCACCCACCAUUUCAAACACUCGAUCCCAACUCUCAAGGCCUCAGUCUCACCCCAGGAAACUAAUGUCACCAGUGCAUCAAGGAGAAAAAUCUUUAUAACAACAUUUCUUGCCACUUCACUGGCGCAAGUUCAACAGUCUCCUCCAGCACUGGCUGAGAAUUGGGGUGUUCGUUCUUUUAUAUGGGAACGUUUCUUUGAACCUGAUUUAUCACCUGAAGAUUCAGUUGCAAGAAUCAGACAGACUGCUGAAGGGUUACAUAGUAUUAGGAAUAUGCUAGAAACCAUGUCUUGGAGGUAUGUCAUAUUCUACAUUAGGCUAAAGCAAUCUUAUCUUUCGAAAGAUUUGAAAAUUGCCAUGUCUACUCUGCCUAAAGGUCGCUGGAAUGAGUAUGUUGAGUUGGCCAACGUCUUGGUUGAAAAUAUGGCGAAGCUUGAUCAAUACGUUCGGUCGCCAAAAGUAUACGAGUCGUAUCUAUACUACGAGAAGACGCUGAAGGCCAUAGAUGAUGUUGUGACAUAUUUGGCAUAAUAUUUGUUGAUAUACACAUUUGUGUUUGAUGCUAGAUUAGCAAAUCCGAAUAUUUAUGUUGGCGCUUUUAUCAAUUACAUUCAGUGUCUAGUCAAAAUUUCAUGCUUGUAAAAAAGAUGAAUUGCCAGUGUUCAGGUCGGAUCAGCUAUGGGCAAUACCUCAGGCUACUGUGCAUAAGGCAGAAGAGAGAAUAAAUUAGCACUGUGAUUAAUUGCA